AUGAGCGUGGGAGUGGCAGUGCCUCCCGUGGGUGCCACCUCCGCUGUCAUGAGCUAUGCUCAUUGUGCUUCUGGCCGUUGCGUUGUACCUCUCCUCCCUCCCCCCCCACACACUGUCACACACCAGGUGGGAGACGGCAUCAACGACACCCUCGCUCUGGCCCGUGCAGACGUGGGAGUGGCGGUACCUCCCCCGGGUGCCACCUCGGCCGUCAUGAGUGCUGCUGCUGACGCUGCUGACCUCGUGCUGCUCGGAAACCGGCUCACCCAGUCAGUGCCUCCCCCGGGUGCCACCUCUGCCGUCAUGAGUGCUGCUGCCGACGCUGCUGACCUUGUGCUGCUUGGCAACCGACUCACCCAGCUAGUGGAGGCGGUGCAUCUAGCGCGGGCCACAAUGAACAGAGUGCGUCUCAACCUCGCGUGGGCCCUUGCCUACAACUGCCUCGCCGUGCCGCUGGCCGCUGGUGCCUUCCUCCCGGCCUACGACAUCGCUCUCACACCCACCCUCGCUGGGGGGCUCAUGGCUGGGAGCUCUGUGCUGGUGGUGGUCAGCUCGCUGCUGCUGCGACUGCACAAGGCACCGCAGUGA
Closterium sp. Naga37s-1 is the source of this 588-nucleotide messenger RNA. Lineage: Eukaryota; Viridiplantae; Streptophyta; Zygnematophyceae; Desmidiales; Closteriaceae. The record is from the annotation of a GenBank genome assembly.